Messenger RNA from Vitrella brassicaformis, 698 nucleotides. NCBI's taxonomy places the organism in Eukaryota, Vitrellaceae. The record is from the annotation of a GenBank genome assembly.
GUUGUGUCUCGCUAUCACAUCAUGUCGUCGUCGGCCUCGUCGUCUCCCAAGAAGCCCUCUGCCACCACCGCUAUUCUGGACACGGCACUGAUGGCCAAGUACACCGCCGCUGAGCGGCAGAUCAUGUGCCUGACGGUCAUGGCAUUCCUGAUUCCCCAGGGUAUAUAGAAUCAGGGGAAGGGAGCAAGGGUUUGCAUUGCAAUGCAUGGUGGUGUCUCAUUGGAAGGUUGCCAUACCCCUCCCUCCCUCCCUCCCUCUCCCUGUCUGUCUGUCUGUCUGUCUGUGUGGGCAGGUGCCUCGGCGGCCAGCACGCACUCGCCCAACAGCCCCGCCGUCCCAGCCGUCCCUGCCAUCGACCCGACCAUCGAUAUCGACUGGGUGAGAGACAAUCACACACUCGCACAUAUACAAACCUCUUACACGGAGACAUCCUCUCACACCAGACCGAUGACGAGGCCUGGGACACAUACUUGCUUAGGAAGAAGCAGCGCAACUAUAAGAUGCAUCGAUCGGGCCCUCUGCCGCCCCCGCCCAGCCCGCCGUCGAAGGGCCCUGAGGACGACGAGGAGGUGUGGGACACCUACCUGCUGAUGAAGAAGCGCCAGAACGCCAAGGGCCCCAGAGACCCCAUCAAACUCCUCGGCCCCGUGCCGAAGUGAACACUGAUCACAUCUAUUCAACCACCAACCCAGCGAUUG